AUGAAGCGGAUGUUCUCCUGCUCCAGCUCGCAGGUGGCGCCGCUCACCACCCACCAGGUUGAGAGCUGGAACAAGCAGGACCAGAAGCUGCUAGAAGCGGUGGAGAAGGGCGACGUGGGCAAGGUGUCCGCCCUUGCCUCCCGCAAAACAGCCCGGCCCACCAAGCUCAACGCCGUGGGGCAGUCCGCCUUCCACCUGGCUGCGUCCAAGGGUCUCACCGAGUGCCUGACGCUGCUGCUGGCCCACGGGGCCCCCGUUAACGAGAAGAACGAUGACGGCAGCACCGCUCUGCAUCUGGCCACCAUCGCCUGCCAGCCCCAGUGCGUCAAGGUCCUGCUGCAGUUCGGUGCCAACGAGGGCCACGUGGACAGGCAGGACCGAACCCCCCUGCACUGGGCCGCCUCCUCGGGCUGUGCCUCCAGCGUGCUGCUGCUCUGCGACCACGAGGCCCUCCUGGAUGUCACCGACGCCCACGGGCAGACCCCCCUGAUGCUGGCGGCGCGGGGGAACCACACUGCCAUCUGCGCCCAGCUCCUGCAGAGAGGGGCCGACCCCAACCUGGCCGACAAGGACGAGAGGACCGCGCUGAUGCUGGCCUGCGAGCAGGGCAGCCUGGAGUCGGCCGAGCUGCUGCUGAGCCACGGUGCGGCCGUGGGGGACAAGGACCGCUGGCGCUGUGCCGAGCAGCCCCCCAGCCGUGCCCUCCGCCGGCUCCUGCGCAGCGCCCGCUGCAGGGGGAGAGAGAACGGCACCGGCUGUGCCGGGGACUCCGCGCCGCAGGUGGAGAGCCAGGCAGUGGGGACCCUGGGCAGCGAGAGCGAGGAGGAGGAAGAAGAGGAGGAAGAUGAGGAGCAGCAGGAUGGGUGUGAUGCCCAGCGCGUGCAGCGGCUGCAGGAGCAGCUGGCGAGGAAGACGCAGGAAUGCCAGCGGCUGGCGGCUGCUGCCGACAGGCUCCGGCAGCGGGUGCGGGAGCUGGUGCAGCUCCUGCCCGGGUGCGAGGCUGGAACGGGGGCGCAGGGUGAGGACGAGGAUGGCGCCUGCCUGGCCCUCCUGGCCCAGCACCUGGGCGAGCUGAGGAAGAAGGUGCUGGCUAAGGAGGAGGAGGGUGGAGGACAGCACACCGCGGCGCAGCCCGACGGUGCUGCUGCGGUGCCGGCACUGGCCCAGUUCCUGAGCUGGCUGGGGGACGAGUGUGCCAAAAUGCGGGCGGCAAAGGCGAGCGCCUGCGCCCGGAGCCGGGGGCUGCGCAGGGAGGUGGAGGAGGCCCUGCGGAGCAAACUGCAUUACGAGGUGGUGUCGGCCGACGCCGUCCGCAGGAGCCUGGCGGCUUGGGAGAAGAUGGUGCUGGGGCUGGAGCAGACGCUGAGCCGCGCCGACGAGACCCACGCCGAGAUGCUGGAGAGAUCCCAUGUCCUGCUGGAAAACCUCCGGCGGGAGCUGGUGCGGCCGCUUGCCGCAUGCCCGGUGAACGGCACGGAGCCGGCGCCGGGCGGGAAGAGCCAAGAGGAGCCACCAGAGGAGGGUGGGAGCUUGGAGCAGGAGAUGCUGGAGCUGAAGGAGACCAACGGGAUGCUCCUGGGGGAGCUGGCCCGGCUGGGGCGGGAGCGGGAGCGGCUGCAGGAGGAGCUGCGGGGGCUGCGGGGGCAGGACCCCGGUGCCCAGCCGGCGGCAGAAGGUUCCGGAGCGGCCGGCCUGGCCCAGGCGCUGGCGGCCGAGCGGGAGGAGGCGGCGAGGCUGCGGCAGAGGCUGGCGAGGCAGCGGCAGGAGCUGGCGGCGCUGCGGGAUGGGGUGGGCAAGCAGGCGCGGGAGGCGGCCGGCGACGCCGGGGCUGGCAUCCUGCGGGAGCUGCACCGCCGGCUGGAUGGGCUGGUCAGGGCCCAGCAUGAGGCCUUGCAGCUCGUGGCAGAGAUGGAGGGCGAGGGCCCCCCCGGGGAAGGAGCCCCCUGUAGCGACGGGGACACUGGGGUCGGGCUACUGGGCGAGCUGGAGGAUGCGCUGGGUGAACUGGUGGAGGAGCUGGGGCCAGGGCCGGGCCCCCGGCUGGCGCGGCUGCUGGGGCGGCUGGUCGGCACCGCUGCAGCCCUGCGUGGCCGGGACCCCCCCGGCGAGCCACCGGCGGCCCAGGCCGAGCGCUGGCGGGUGGCGGUGGCGGCGGAGAAGCAGGCGGCGGAGGCGGCGGAGGCGCGGGCGGCCGAGCGGGAGCGGGAGGCGCGGGAGCUGCGGGAGCAGGCGGAGGGGCUGGAGCGCAGUGUGGGCAGCCUGCGGGCCAGGGCCGACGAGCUGGCCAGGGGCUGCCGGGACAAGGAGGGCAAGAUGAAGAAGCUGCUGGCGGAAACGGAGAAGCUGUCGGCGGAGGUGCUGGGGCUCCGCGGCCAGAACGCCCGGCUCCAGCUCCAGCUUGAGGUCCAGCAGAAGAACCACCGGGACAUCGUGGCCGUCUAUAGGACCCACCUCCUCAACGCUGCCCAGGGCUUCAUGGACGAGGGGGUCCACGCCAUGCUGCUGCGGAUCCUGCGGGCGGAGGAGUGAGGGGCAGGAUUGGUGCUGGUCCCAUUGCCCCCCCCAAGCCAUUAAACUGGAGAAACCGCGUGUCCCC
Falco peregrinus (peregrine falcon) is the source of this 2596-nucleotide messenger RNA. RefSeq names its product ankyrin repeat domain 35 (gene ANKRD35). Gene Ontology annotation, molecular function: actin binding. The transcript is spliced from 12 exons. The record is from RefSeq and is a predicted model, not a curated record. Bases 1 to 2529 code for a protein of 842 amino acids. Lineage: Eukaryota; Metazoa; Chordata; Aves; Falconiformes; Falconidae.